AUGGCAACGCGACUUCACAAACUAUUAGUUGUGAGCCUGGUGCUAACAACUACAGCUGCAGAUUUCACCGCAAACUGCCCAGAGGAAUGCAAAUGCGUUUGGGCAAGCGGCAAUAAGCAAGCUGACUGCUCACAAUCAAACUUUCACGACAUACCUAAAACGCUGAGCACGGAAAUUCAAAUCCUCGACCUAACUGGAAACGAACUAUACGAAAUCACGAGACACGCUUUCGAAGACGUACGAUUAAUUAACCUUAAAAAACUUAUCUUAAAAGAAUGUCAACUUCUAACGAUACAUAAAAACGGACUAAGUGGGCUCGCCAUUAUGAUCGAGCUAGAUAUGUCUAAAAAUAACCUGAAAACCCUACACGCCGAGACUUUUAGGGAAACCACAAAAAUAAGGUGGAUUUUACUCAAUGACAAUCAAAUCGAAAAAUUGGAAGAUGGACUCUUCAAUAAUCUACAAUUUUUGCAGAAAAUUGACCUCAGCAACAAUCACAUAACCCAGAUCGGAAUGAAGACAUUUAUGUCUGUGCCGAAACUUAAUAUCCUAAGACUCAACAGCAAUAAACUUGAACAUUUGAAACUGGACACGCUCAGCGCCUUAACCUUAUCAAAUCUCGAUGUUCACGACAAUCCGUGGCGUUGCGAUUGUUAUCUACAGCCAUUCAGAAACUGGGUGAUAAGCAACAAUUUUUAUACCUCCCCCAUCACCUGCAGCGAACCGCCCAAAGUCCACGGUAAGCUGUGGAAAGAAUUGGACUCCAGAGAUUUUGCUUGCCGGCCGAGCAUUGUAUACCCCUCAGUCACGACUACUAUACAAUCAGGUGACAAUAACAUAACUUUAUCAUGUCAAGUUAACGGUAACCCUAUUCCCGAGGUGAACUGGGUUUUGAAUGCCCAAAUCAUAGAUGGAACUUAUCGGUACCAAGGAGAAGUAAAGUACAUCUUAACACAGAGUAAUACAGAAAACAGCAGGUGGUUAAAUUUAACAAUAAUCGAUGCUGGAAGUACAGACAACGGAAUGUAUCUUUGUGUUGCAAAGAAUCCUGGUGGGGUGGAAGAAAGAAAUGUCACCCUAUUUGUGACUCAUACUGCCCCAGGUAUAGUCCCACCUACUGGUAUGAACAGUAAUAUGUUACCGGUUCUUAUUGGAGUGUCAUGUGCAGCUGCUAUUUUACUGAUCAUCCUGGUCAUUAUAUGCUAUUGUUGCUGUCGGCGCCGAUCUUCAGAUAAAAAGAAAGCUAAUAAUUCUAAUGGUGAAGCGCUAAUCGAAGGCUCUGUAAUACCUGAGAUGGAGAAAAGUCUUAUAUCAGCUGUCAAUCCUGUCACUAAACCUCCACGAAGAUAUGAAGUUCCACCUUCCAUUACCAGUGGGGGCACGGAAAUGUCUGAGCUGAAUAAGACUCUACUUGAUAACGACUCUGUAUUUGCUCACAACGAUGACGAAAAACGGUCAUUAGAUUUUGACCACCAACGCAAGCGUUCUGAAGAUGCACUGAGCGACUACGGGCGUACAGAUGGACGAGCAUAUCCACCAGAUUUGCUCUCCUUUCCUCCAAGAGCAGCACAAAUAUCUCCAGCUGCUAGCAAUGCCUCAACUGUACCAGAUACAAGUAGGCUUCAAGUGAAUCCUGUCAGUCCAAUACAUUCUCCCAUCUACGGCAUGACGACUAACCAGAACAUAUUCAGAACGUUACCAUAUUCCCGGUCACAGUCACCUUUCACGGCACCCAUUACUCCGCCUGUGGUUACACCUCGACAGGGCUACGUUACCAUUCCUAGACGGCCUCGUGUACCCUCAUGGUCCAGUACUGCAAGUACUCAAAUUCUUCCAAGCGCCGAAGCGCAGGAACCUCUCUAUGAUAAUCUCGGCUUGAGGACAACCGCAAACGGCAGUUCUGUUUUAUCCCUUAACAAAACUGGAUUAGAGCCACAAUUUUCUCCAAUGAGAAAUAGACCACUGCCGGCGACCCCUACCUCCUAUGCGAACACACAUCCGGUUUUCUACGCACCAAUAGAAGAACAAGAACCUGCUCCGUCACCAGUACCGCCGCCAUUUACUCCCACGAGAAAUAGUAUAAGUUCACAAUUAUCGACCCAGCUCUCCACUCCAGGCCCUCAAGAGCCUUCCAAUCCCAGGAUGAGUUGGACGGCGAAAAACACAUCAACUCCCCAGCCAGAACCAAGAAAACUCAGUGUGGAUUCAGAUACUUUGAUUCGUAAGGGUAAACCAGAAACUGGCUCGUUACGAAGAAAUCCAAGACCAGAUAAAGAAGAGACCAGUUCGCCAACAAAAGAAGAUCCAAGAAAGAAUGAAAGCAGCGCGUCCUUGAAUCAAUCUGGAACAAUGGGAAGAAGUGGAAAGAUCCCACCGAGGCCUCCACCCAAACCGAAGAAGAAGCCAAGUCCAGAAGUUAAUCCCAGCGAACCGUUAUUUGAAGAUGAGGGUGAAGACGGCACGGAGGUGUAG
This is a messenger RNA of Pieris macdunnoughi, 2472 nucleotides long. The record is from the annotation of a GenBank genome assembly. Lineage: Eukaryota; Metazoa; Arthropoda; Insecta; Lepidoptera; Pieridae.